This is a messenger RNA of Sesamum indicum (sesame), 978 nucleotides long. It is a transcript of the gene 5-FCL, whose product is annotated as 5-formyltetrahydrofolate cycloligase. Gene Ontology annotation, cellular component: mitochondrion. The record is from RefSeq and is a predicted model, not a curated record. Gene Ontology annotation, molecular function: 5-formyltetrahydrofolate cyclo-ligase activity. Lineage: Eukaryota; Viridiplantae; Streptophyta; Magnoliopsida; Lamiales; Pedaliaceae. Gene Ontology annotation, biological process: folic acid-containing compound biosynthetic process; tetrahydrofolate interconversion.
ACAAUAAUGGGUCUCCUACAAAGAUUGGCAGUACGGAUGACCCCCCUGCUCACAUUCCCAACACACGCAGCGCCACAUUUACCCACUCCCACCCCGUUUCUUGGCCUUAAUCCCGCCUCCUCAGCCACCUUAACCACCAUGAGCGCCACCAGCACUGCAGCCGGUACCCCGUUGGACACCCUUUUCAAGCAGAAAAAGACCCUUCGCUCCAAAGUCAGGAAAGAACUCAAGUCAAUGGACCCAGCGCUCAGAUCCAAAGAAGAUGAUGAGAUACAGAGUAUAGUGUUGGAAGCUCCAUGGUUCAAGUCUUGUAAGAGACUCUGUGCUUAUAUUAGUUGCCCUGCUUUGAGGGAAGUUGAUACAUCUAGAGUGUUGUCGGAAAUUCUGAAGAAUACAAGCCAAGAUGAUCAUUCACAGAUCAAGAAGAAGCUUUACGUUCCUAGGGUGGAAGACAAAAAUAGUUUCAUGCGGAUGCUGAACAUCUCUAGGAUAGAUGAUUUAAUUGCAAAUUCAAUGGAUAUAUUGGAACCUGCUCCUUGUGAUGCUGAGGGAAAGGAACGCGAAGAUGUAAUGUUUGCAAAUGAACCUGUUGACUUGUUUCUUUUACCCGGGCUUGCUUUCGACAAAUCCGGUAGACGCCUGGGCCGUGGUGGAGGUUACUACGACACCUUACUCGCGAAAUAUCAAGAGCUUGCAAAAGACCGCAAAUGGAAGAAGCCUUUAUUUGUUGCUCUUUCUUAUUCAGUGCAGAUAUUGGAAGACGGCAUCAUACCAGUCACUUCAAAAGACGUACCCAUCGAUGCUCUCGUGUCAUCCUCCGGUAUAAUCCCCAUUACUCCAGCUGCCGACGAGAUAUGUUCCUGAUGAUGCAUGCCCCCGUCUGAGUUCGAAUAAUUAGGUGGGGUCCACUCGAGGACGACCGAUCAUCUGGCGAGGCGGAUUCUGAAGCUGGUAACGUUGGCAGGGUGAAAAUGUUCA